This is a messenger RNA of Oncorhynchus kisutch (coho salmon), 1932 nucleotides long. RefSeq names its product extensin-like. The transcript has 2 exons. The coding region runs from base 1 to 1932 and encodes 643 amino acids. The record is from RefSeq and is a predicted model, not a curated record. Lineage: Eukaryota; Metazoa; Chordata; Actinopteri; Salmoniformes; Salmonidae.
AUGGUCUCAGCCAACGAUGCUGUGUUACCAGUUACCACACACCAACCCUCGCACACCACUGCUUUCGCACAUCUCUGCCCUCACACACCCCUACCCUCUCACACCCCUUCCCUCACACACCCCUACCCUCUCACACCCCUUCCUUCACACACCCCUACCCUCUCACACCCCUUCCCUCACACACCCCUUCCCUCACACACCCCUACCCUCUCACACCCCUACCCUCUCACACCCCUUCCCUCACACACCCCUACCCUCUCACACCCCUACCCUCUCACACCCCUUCCCUCACACCCCUACCCUCUCACACCCCUAUUCUCUCACACCCCUACCCUCUCACACCCCUUCCCUCACACACCCCUACCCUCUCACACCCCUACCCUCUCACACCCCUACCCUCUCACACCCCUACCCUCUCACACACCCUCCCCACAACCCUACCCUCUAAACCCCUACCCUCAAACCACAUACCCUCCACACCCCUACCUCUCACACCCUACCCUCUCACACCCUUCCCUCACACACCCUACCCCUCUCACCCCCUACCAUCUCACACCCCUACGAUCUCACCACCCCUACCCUCUACACCCUACUCUCUCCACCCCUUCCCUCACACCACCCCUACGAUCUCACACCCCUCCCCUUUCACCACCCCUACCCUCUCACAACCCUACCCUAUCACACCCUACUACCUCCUACAACCCCCUACCCUCUACACCCCUACUCUCUCACAACCCUUCCCUCACACCACCCCUACGAAUUCUCACACCCCUACCCUCUCACACCCCUACCUCUCACACCCCUUCCACUCACACACCCCUACCCUCUCACACCCCUUCCCUCACCACACCCCUACCCUCUCACACCCCUAACCCUCCUCACACCCCUACCCUCACCCACCCCUUCCCUCACACACCCCUACCCUCCCACACCCCUACCCUCUCACACCCCUACCCUCUCACACCCCUACCCUCUCACACUCCUGCCCUCACACACCCCUUCCCUCUCACACCCCUUCCCUCACACACCCCUUCCCUCUCACACCCCUGCCCUCUCACACCCCUGGCCUCUCACACCCCUUCCCUCUCACACCCCUUCCCUCUCACACUCCUACCCUCACACACCCCUGCCCUCUCACACCCCUUCCCUCUCACACCCCUUCCCUCUCACACCCCUGCCCUCUCACACCCCUUCCCUCUCACACCCCUUCCCUCUCACACCCCUGCCCUCUCACACCCCUUCCCUCUCACACCCCUUCCCUCUCACACCCCUUCCCUCUCACACCCCUGCCCUCUCACACCCCUUCCCUCUCACACCCCUGCCCUCUCACACCCCUUCCCUCUCACACCCCUACCCUCUCACACCCCUGCCCUCUCACACCCCUGCCCUCUCACACCCCUGCCCUCUCACACCCCUUCCCUCUCACACCCCUACCCUCUCACACCCCUGCCCUCUCACACCCCUGCCCUCUCUCACCCCUGCCCUCUCUCACUCCUGCCCUCUCACACCCCUACCCUCUCACACCCCUACCCUCUCACACCCCUACCCUCUCACACCCCUUCCCUCACAAACCCCUACCCUCUCACACCCCUACCCUCACACACCCCUACCCUCUCACACCCCUACCCUCUCACACCCCUUCCCUCACACACCCUACCCUCUCACACCCCUACCCUCUCACACCCCUUCCCUCACACACCCCUACCCUCUCACACCCCUACCCUCUCACACCCCUUCCCUCACACACCCCUACGAUCUCACACCCCUACCCUCUCACACCCCUACUCUCUCACACCCCUGCCCUCUCUCACCCCUGCCCUCUCACACCCCUGGCCUCUCACACUCCUUCCCUCUCACACUCCUGCCCUCUCUCUCUCAUCUCUGGUGUUAAAGCCUGAUCCUGAUACAGGAUCAGAGAGGGAAGGGGCAUAA